Molecule: messenger RNA, 5350 nt
Organism: Perca flavescens (yellow perch)
Lineage: Eukaryota; Metazoa; Chordata; Actinopteri; Perciformes; Percidae
Gene: cry2
Product: cryptochrome circadian regulator 2
Exons: 13
Coding region: 145-2280 (711 amino acids)
Biological process (GO): circadian regulation of gene expression; entrainment of circadian clock by photoperiod; negative regulation of DNA-templated transcription
Cellular component (GO): nucleus; cytoplasm
Molecular function (GO): FAD binding; DNA binding
Source: RefSeq, a predicted model, not a curated record
UGCUUUUCGACUGACAGCUCGCAGCUAGUGAAGUUUACUGGGAGUCUACAAAACGGUCACUGUUUUAGCCUCCCCUAGUGGAUUUUGGCUUUAUUUCGAACGAUCCCUCGGGAUUAUUCUUUAACAAUGAAAUAAGAAGUAAUCAUGGUAGUAAAUUCAGUGCACUGGUUUCGCAAAGGUCUGCGGUUGCACGAUAAUCCGGUGUUGCAGGAGGCCCUCAAUGGAGCGGACACCGUGCGGUGUGUUUAUAUCCUAGACCCGUGGUUCGCUGGCGCAGCCAACGUGGGAAUCAACCGAUGGAGGUUUCUGCUGGAGGCUCUGGAGGACCUGGACAGCAGUCUGAAGAAGCUCAAUUCCAGAUUGUUUGUAGUCAGAGGGCAGCCUACUGAUGUUUUACCAAGGCUUUUUAAGGAAUGGAAAGUGACCAGGUUGACAUUUGAAUAUGACCCAGAGCCUUAUGGGAAGGAGAGGGAUGGAGCCAUCAUCAAGAUGGCCCAAGAGUUUGGAGUGGAGACCAUUGUCAGAAACGCACACACCCUCUACAACCUGGAUAGGAUAAUAGAGGCGAACAACAACAGUCCUCCUCUGACCUUUAAGCGGUUUCAGACCAUUGUGAGCAGACUGGAAUUGCCCAGGAGACCUUUGCCUCCCAUCACCCAGCAGCAGAUGGAAAAUUGUCGCACUGAAAUAGCUGAUAACCAUGACCAGCUAUACAGCAUACCUUCACUGGAAGAACUAGGUUUCAGGACAGUAGGUUUGCCUCCAGCUGUGUGGCGGGGAGGAGAGACAGAGGCCUUGGACAGACUCAACAAACAUCUGGACAAAAAGGUGUGGGUGGCCAACUUUGAGCACCAUCGUGUCAACACGUGCUCUCUGUAUGCCAGUCCCACUGGCCUCAGCCCCUACCUGCGCUUUGGCUGUCUGUCCUGUAGGGUUUUGUACUACAACCUCAGAGAGCUCUACAUGAAGCUCCGUAAGCAUUGCAGUCCUCCUCUGUCCCUGUUUGGCCAGCUGUUAUGGAGGGAAUUCUUUUACACAGCUGCCACCAACAACCCAAACUUUGACCGCAUGGAGGGAAACCCCAUCUGUGUUCAGAUCCCAUGGGACCAGAACCCAGAGGCACUAGCCAAGUGGGCUGAGGGUCGGACUGGUUUUCCCUGGAUUGACGCCAUCAUGACCCAGCUGAGACAGGAGGGCUGGAUCCACCACCUGGCCCGGCAUGCCGUCGCCUGUUUCCUCACCAGGGGAGAUCUGUGGAUCAGCUGGGAGAGUGGCAUGAAGGUGUUUGAGGAGCUGCUGCUGGAUGCAGACUGGAGUGUAAAUGCUGGGAGCUGGAUGUGGCUGUCCUGCAGUGCCUUCUUCCAGCAGUUCUUCCACUGCUACUGUCCUGUUGGCUUUGGGAGGAGAACUGACCCAUCAGGAGACUACAUCAGGCGUUACAUCCCCAUCUUGAAGGACUAUCCAAACCGGUACAUUUAUGAGCCAUGGAACGCCCCAGAGUCGGUCCAGAAGGCAGCCAAAUGUGUGGUGGGAGUGGAUUACCCCAAACCUAUGAUCAACCACGCAGAGGGCAGCAGGCUCAACAUUGAGAGAAUGAAACAAGUUUACCAGCAACUCUCUCAUUACAGAGGACUCAGUUUACUAGCAUCGGUACCAACGAUCCAAGAGGAGGCAGAGCCACCAAUGACUGAUGAGUCCCGGACCAGCAGUGGCCCUGACUCUCCUCCCAAAGGUCCUGCUGACAGUGAAGCAGCUGACUGCUCUACAGUUCCUGAUUCAUCCACAGUCUCCACCUAUUCCCCAUAUCCAGACCUGGAGGGGGCAGCAAACAGUCACCCUUCCCAGACACCCUGCGCCUGCUCAGUCUCACACACACAGCCAUCUGCAGCCAUAACAUCUACAGCUGCCAGCCAAGCUCUGUAUACAGCAGCUCCUCCCUCCCCAUCCUCAACACCAACCCAGAGCAGUCUGUCAAGGUUCAAACCCUCCUCCCCUUCUUCUUCUUCAUGUCCCACCAUGUCCCCAUCCCCCAGUCCAGCCAUGACCAUGACUCAGCACUCCUUUUUGGGGCAGAAGAGGAAAGGCCUGGUCAGCAAGGUGCGGUGUAUCCAGAGGCAGCGAGGGCAACAAAGCUGCACUGCAGCAGCCGGGGAGGUAGAGAGGAGAGCCGAGGAGGAGGAGGAGGAGAGGGAGGAAGCCGGAGUCGAGGAGAGGAUGGAGCAGGAUGUUGAGCAGGAUGAGGAGAGAAUGGAGGAAGAGACAGCAGGUCAUCAGCAGUGAUACGAGGUGGAAAUCAAAAGAACAAUCUUCAAAACAUCCAUCCCAGACAACUGGACUCAUAAAGACAUACAAGGGAAAGUGUUCUGGAUAUGUGUGCAACAUAAAUAUAUAUUUGGGUGGAAAUCAAAAGAACAAUCUUCAAACAUCCAUCCCAGACAAUUGGACUCAUAAAGACAUACAAGGGAAAGUGUUCUGGAUAUGUGCGCAACAUAAAUAUAUAUGAGCAUGCAUACAACACAAGUGGAAGCUGGUACAAAUGCAUUUUUACUCACAUUUACUCCAGCCAGAAAAUAAAAAUGAAAAGCAUUUAAAUAAGCGUAGCUCCAUGAAAAUAAAUUACCCAUUUUAACAUUUUAGAACUGAACCAGUCUAGAAUGAUAGUAAAUUACUCAAAUAACAUUUUUAUUUAAAAAAAAAAAAAUGGAGGAGGUCCUAAACAUUUAAGUAUUUUUUGACGAGUAAUCUUUUCUGGUAUAUAUUUCGAUCUAUGAGACACAUGUAGCUAAGAAUGGGCAACCUAAUGCACUGCAACUCUCACACCAUAUCCACAUUGAACCCAUACAACAUAGUGUGGCGGUUAGCACGACACCCCUCUGCUUGUCCUUUUGAUUCUGUUAACGUCAACUGCCUAAACACACUUGUCCUGUUUCUACACCAGACUCUCUCUGGGCUCUUUUGUUCUGAGAAAGAAAAGUAACUCAGUCAGUGGAUGAAGCAUUGUAUUUUGACAUUUUGCGGUAAUGAAUUUGCAUAACAGCAGGUUCAGCAAGUUAAUGACCACUAAGUCCCAAAGUUGGGGCGGCCUCUAGUUCACCCGGUACAGUGUGCGCCCCAUGUAGGCGGAGUCCUUUGCAGUGGCCCCGGUUGGAAUCCGACCUGCGAUACUUAAAGGCCCUGGACGCCCACACAGGUGUUUUCGGAUAAUCUGGCUGACUGGACCUCAUCCCAGGACUGUGUCUAGGUGUAUAUAGACUGAUUGACAUCUCCCUGAGCCUCAUGUUAGCUUUUUUGCACUUGUGAGGGCAGGACAAAUGACACCUUUUUAUUAUCCUUAUUGGUAGAUGAAAUUUUUGACUUAUCAAAUUCCCAUCGAAGCUCCAGCCCACCUUCAACCUUAGCAGAGGUCUAAUCCAGCCAGAACAACUGAAAUCACCAGUCCCAGAGUUAUGGGGCGGCUGUGGCUCAGGUGGUAAGAGUGGUCGGAAGGUUGGUGCGUGUCGAAGUGUCCUUGGGCAAGACACUAAAUCCCGAAUGUCUGUGAAUGUUUAUCUGAUUAACAGGUGGCACCUUAUGCUGCAGCCUCAGGCACAGUGUAUGAAUGUGUAUGCAUGGUGAACGGUUCCUGUACUAUGUUAAAGCGCUUUGAGUAGUCGUUAAGACUAGAAAAGCGCUACAGGCUACAUUCUGGGUCCAUAAUCAAAAACGUACUAUUCUCAUUUAGAGACAUGCAGGAACACUAAUAAAGCUUCAGACAGAUAUACUAACUUAACUUUCAGUAAAAUGUAUUAAACUUCACUUUAUAUUGUAUAAUGUUAAUUUACUUCUCAAUGUUUAGUUGUGGACAUUUUGGGCCUCAUUUUUAUUCAGUUGGUAAAACCGUGAAGCCAACUCUGGCCCCAGGGAAAUGGAAGGUUAUUCUUUUCAAGUGGCCCUGGUGAAUUUGUUCAGGAUGUUCUCCUGGUUUUGUUUUUAAAAAAAAAAAAAAAAAAAACUCCCUUUUGAACAUUUCGUUUAUUUGAAUCACUUACAAUAAUUUUGGAAGAUUGUGCAUGAUGAGAUGUGAGAUGUACAUGUUCUUAUUUAUGUUAUUUUAAUUAUAUUAUGUGUAUUUUUACAUGUUCAAAAUAAACUACAAAAACUAAACUUAAAAACUAAACUAAAGAAAAUGCUACAUGUUAAUAUUUAAAUGUCCAAUGUGGAUGUUUUGGAAAAGAUCUGAUAUUUUUUGCUAGAUGCAUUUUUAUAUUCCACCUUCCUAAAUCCUAAAUUCCCUGUCUGUUUUGGAGGGUCACACAUCUGUGAAAGUAUAGCAAAUUGCUAAUUGAAACUAUCUGAAUUAACAAGUCAAGACCUUCUCUGUGAACAGAUUUAAUCUAGCUGGCAAUUGAAAAUGCCACUUGUGUGGAAUGAAUGUAGAGAAAAAACCCAAAGCAACCACUAGAGGGUAGUAGAUGUAGUAGUAGCCAUUUCUGCACAUGGUCAGUGAAUUGUAGAGAUUAGUUGUCGUAAGUUUACUACGAUGGCAAAUAAAGCUUGGUUAACUAAGCUAACUCUUGGUUAUAUAGCCCUGUUAUGUGACCCAGAUAAAGUAAUAACACAAAUACAGCCUAUGUAGUAAACCACCCCUCUUUAUUAUCAUAAAACAUUUUUUCUAACUGUAUCCCUUCUUGUCAUUUGUCUUGCUAUGAACGUGUACAGGGUCAAGUGCCAACAAUUAACAAUUGAGACGAAUAUGACUUACAUUAUAUAAUUACAAUUUGGCAUUUCUUAAAAUCAACAAUUACCAGUCAUACGCCUUAAGAUUUUAGCUAAUGUUAGACAUGAAUUGCGGUUAAUCAAAGACACCGCAAUUGGACAGUUGUGUAAUAACUGUUACAGGCCUAUUUUCCAAGUUAAACUUUCAGUGCAGAAUAAGCAAGCCAUAGUGGCAGUUUGACUUUGUGAAACCCCCUCAGUGUUGCGUGGAUGGGUCGAAGUUUAGCCAAAGAGAGAUUAUAGAUUUUUAAGAGACAAACCUCACAGCCAUUGCAAGUGUUGUUCUGUUUAUGUAAAAGACAAGUGGUAACUGUAAAGUUUGAAUCCUAAAAAGGUAAAAAAAUGAAAUAAAAAAUUAGCUAUUGGAACCCCCAGUUCAGGCUCUCAGGGUUGAACUGGACUAACCAAAGGUCAGAAAAGCUCGCAGUUCCCACUUUUUCUGAACACAACACAAGUCCUGAUCAGAUGCUUGUGUUUUGCCAUACAUUCCAACAACAGUAUGAUGCUCUGCAGGCCCAGAGGUCUGUCUAACUGGAUAUUUAUUUGUUUUUUAUUGUACAAAAAGAGUUUAUUUUCAUUAAAAUUGCUGAAGGAA